GCUGCGGAAAACGACCCCUAAAGACGGCUAAUCUGAUUGUGGGCGGCGAGGAAGCAAUUCCCCACUCCUGGCCCUGGGCCACCGCCCUCUACCGCGUAAACAGCGGUCGCAACUACUUUCAAUGUGGCGGAACCAUACUCAACAAUCGAAUCAUCCUCACAGCUGCCCACUGCGUGAAGAGGCCCUUCCAGACGCUGACCGCCGCCGACUUUGUCGUCAAGGUGGGCGCCCACCACCUGGACAGCAGCGGCAGCUUUGCCGAGGUGGAGCAGAUCAUCACCCACGAGAACUACUCGCCCACCUACCACAACGACGACAUUGCUCUGCUCCGCCUGAAGGUGCCGCUCGAUUUCAGCAAUGAACACUUGGCCCCGGUUUGUCUCCCAUCUUCCGCCGCCUCUGACGAGGGCCGUCACGUGGGCCUGAUGACUAACAUGGUCGGCUGGGGAGUGCAAUCGCCGACGAGCGGCGCUUCUAGUCCUCUGCUGCAUGAGGUGCAGGUGCCGAUCUCCUCGCAGCGACAGUGCAAGAAGGCGUACACCGAGCUGAUGGGCGCGGAAAGCGCCAUCUACCUCAACUGGAACAACACUUUUUGUGCCUCCUAUGAGCAGGGAGAGAAGGACACCUGCAAGGGCGACUCGGGCUCGUCGAGCACCGUUCUCGAUGAGAGCACCAACACCUACACACAGAUUGGCAUUGUCAGCUUUGGCUAUGGCUGUGCUCAGGCUGGCUAUCCAGGGGUGUACACCUACGUCAACAAGUACCUCGGGUGGAUUGCGGCCCAUAUGCAGGCUGAUUCGUAG
Rhagoletis zephyria (snowberry fruit fly) is the source of this 803-nucleotide messenger RNA. Lineage: Eukaryota; Metazoa; Arthropoda; Insecta; Diptera; Tephritidae. The record is from RefSeq and is a predicted model, not a curated record.